Balaenoptera acutorostrata (minke whale) is the source of this 7002-nucleotide messenger RNA. It is a transcript of the gene PKDREJ, whose product is annotated as polycystin family receptor for egg jelly. Gene Ontology annotation, cellular component: membrane. The record is from RefSeq and is a predicted model, not a curated record. The coding region runs from base 1 to 6102 and encodes 2033 amino acids. Lineage: Eukaryota; Metazoa; Chordata; Mammalia; Artiodactyla; Balaenopteridae. The transcript has 2 exons. Gene Ontology annotation, molecular function: calcium ion binding; calcium channel activity. Gene Ontology annotation, biological process: detection of mechanical stimulus.
AUGCGGCCGGGGCCCGCGCUCCUCCUCCUGGGCCUGGGCCUGGGCCUGAGCCUGAGCCGCCGCCCUCCGACGCCGGCUGCUCGCGGGGCCCGCGGCACCGUCCCCAGGGUGCCCGGCUCGCCGUCCGGCGACCUCCUCGGCCGGGAGCCCGCCUCGGCCCGCCGCGCCCCGCCCGAGGCCCGGGUCCGCGUCCCGGCGCGGCCCCGGGCGGCCGUGCUGCGCUCGGUCAGGGGCGCCCGGGGCCUCGGGGUGCGCGGCGGCGGCGGCGGCGUUGGCGGCGGCCGCGCCCGCCUCAGCCUGCGGCCCCGCGCGGCCCCGGGCGGCGCCGUCAUCCUGAGCGGCGGCCGCGACCUCUGUCUGCGGGCCGGGCGGCUCGCAGGCCCGGCGCCGCGCUGUCUCCGCGCGCACGUCCUGCUGCGCGCCCGCCGCGCUGCCGCCGCCGCCGUCGCGCCCACCCACGUGGACCUGCAGCUGUCGGCGCCCGGCGGCCGGCUCUCCCUGCGCUGGCUCGCCCGCUUGCCGCGCUCGCUCGGGCGUCUGGAGUGGACCUUCCGCCUCGGGCUGCUCGGGCCCACGGUCCCCACGGCCGCCGCUGCCGCCGCCCGCGUGUCGCCCCGCUCAGCGGUGUCGCCCCGCUCGGCUCUGCCCCGCGGCCCGCGCUCCUACGCGGGCUUCGUGGCCAGAACCAAGUGUCCCACGGACGGGCCCACGCCUGUCGUCUUAGAGGCUGUCAACCCAAACAGUUCCCAAGCCAUGGAGUCCUCGGUGUCCUGUCAGAUAUCACGCUCGGGGGUCUGUGUGUUGGAUCCGGUGAGGAUCAAUAGGAAUGACGAUUCUCCCCUGCAGCUGACCAGGAAGAUGGAAGUCACCAUCAAUGCCACGGUUAAGGCCCGCUGCCCAAUCCAAAGUUUCUUUGGUCAGUAUUGGAAACUCUUUUCCGUGGCCUCUGUAUCUGACAAGCCGGACUGGACUAAACCUUUGCAAAACCCACCUUUCAAGUCAGGGAACUCUCCAUCAAGUAUACAUAUCUCCGCACAUUCUUUAUCUUGGGGGGUGUAUCUGCUUAAUUUCUCCGUGUACAUCGUCACAUAUGAUCCAAAGAUACCUCUGAAGAAAGACUCGGAUUCCAUCUAUAUCAUCAUUGUUAGAAGUCCCCUGGAGGCGGUUAUUCCUGGGGAUACCAACAUCACAGUUAAUUUCACAGAUGGGCUGACUUUGAAUGGAAAUAUGUCCUCUGAUCCAGAUGCAGAAAACCCUUUAGAGGGACUUCAUUUUUUUUGGUACUGUACCACAGACCCAAGAAACUACGAUGGACAUGACAUAACAGUGAGGAGCAAGGAAGUCUGUCUCCCAGACCAGGUUGAUCUCAGGUGGACUUGGGCCUCUGGUCCUAUACUCACACUUUUGCCAGAAACACUUCACGGCGGCCGUGUGUAUUUUUUCAGACUGGUGAUCCAGAAGAACGACAGAACAGCAUUUUCUGAUAGGACAGUGCAUGUGCUCCAAGGACCAGCACCUGUAGCAAGCAUUUCAUGUAUUGAAAAUUGUGAUACAGUUUUGAUUAUAUCAGAGAGAUUUUCUUUGUCUCUAGAAUGCCCACGUUGUAAAGCAGGUCGUGAUGUCUAUCGAUGGUCCAUUCUGUCGUCUUCAGGUGAUAAGAUGCCAUUUGAUUGGACGGGGCAGACUACAACAGGGCGGAAUGGUGCUUAUUUUUCUGUAAAAGCUUUCGCUUUUCGGCGUUUCGUUGAAGAUAAGUUUUGGAUCUCUCUAAAUCUAGCAACCUGGGGUGGAUCGAGCUUGGUCUUAAGGCAUCCCUUCGUUAUUCACCACAUCCCUGAAACCACAGAAUGCAAAAUUGAUCCAGCUAAAGGAAUUGCAUUCAUUACUAAAUUUGUUGUCCAUUGUAGUAGUUUCAAGGAUAAGAACAUCAUUCUUACAUAUAAAAUAAUAGUUCCCGAUGUGCGUGGUUUUGGUGAAAUCAGUUCUUUAAAAGAGAAUAACUUUGGGUCUAUCCUCUAUUUGGGGAAGGAUUGCACAGCACCCCCUUCCUUUCUCCCUGUUGGUGUGUUGGCCAAUCAUUACGCCUUGAAAAUAUAUGCUCAGGCAUAUAAUACCUCUCUGGGAGCUUUUUCUCAGGUGACUUUGUACGCCACUGUACAGGCUCCCACUGACAUAAACUCAUCAAGGACUGUGCUGCAGGAGUUAUUCAAUUCCACUACGGGACCAGAUUCAUCGCUGUCUACUUUGCUUCAACAGCAGGAUUUUUUACCUGCAGGUUAUUUAAUGUAUAUUGUAGCUUCUGUCUUGAAUAGCAUGAAAACCGACUCACGUCUGCAAGCUGACCAAAUUAGACUCCGAGAACACCUUUUCAAUCAGUCUUUCAUUCUUCCUGUAAACACUUUGGUGGAAAUUAGCCAGGUGGUCAUGACUGUUACUAAAUUAACGCAGAAAACCUCUGAGUUCUCCUCAGUUGUUCAGAAACUGGCCACGGUGAGGAUUUGGCAAGCAAGCCAAGCUCUCCAAGAGUGUCACCAGAGAGAGAAGCACAUUUCUUCUGAGCAAAUAGAAAGUGUAAGCACUGGAAUAUUAACAAGUUUGUCUAAUAUCCUGAAACUGAUGGCUCGUCAUGAAGUGGUCGAAGAGCCUUUCCAUGUCGUUGAAUCUCUAGCAGAGACAGUAUUGGCUGUGAAAGUGCCAGAGGAUAAGACCACUGCAAUGAGGACCUCCAACUUUAACAUGUAUGUCAAGAAAACGGAAAAGUGGAAUGUUACCAAGUUUUUCAGCACCGAGAAACACUGUCGAAAUUGUUUUUAUCCAACCCUAAAUGUGAGCAGCGUUCCUAGUCUGCCUGCCAACGCUCCAAUUUCUACAAUGUUUUGUGAGUUUGCAGACGACCCUUUCCCUUGGCUAAAUUAUGGGGAAAACAUUUUGACCGAGGUGGUUGGAUUCCGAAUGACAGGAACCGAGGCUACCGGUGACGUGAUUGAGAUCACACCUGAUGUAGUGGAAGUGUACCUCAUCAGAAAAAACUUGAGCUUUGGGACUUUUAAUCUCACGGUGGGACCCAGCAAGGAGUCUCAUAAAGCAGAUGAGUCGUUGAGAAAGACGACGGGGGCAUUUAGCUUUGAAGUGGACAGCAGAGCAGGGAAGGAGGUGUUGAUCCACAUUGUGACGGAAGUGGCCGUGUUGUUCACAGUGUCGGUGUACGCCGGCCAUCAGAUCACACCCACCGCUUUGAUCGCCACCUACCUCGUGCCCCAUCGCAUCCCUCCAAUUGCCAAAGACAGUGACCUGUUUGACCCUGACUGUACAGUGACGGAGGCCCGAGUGGUUUGCCUGCCCCCGUCCCUGUUGCGGGUCAUAGCUCAGCGAACCAGCUCCUCUGAGUGUACCGUCGCUGUGGUUCUGCAGGCACCUCGUUUUGUCCUAAAGCCCAAUGACAAGUUAGUGAGAAUUUCUGUUUUCAGCACUCAAUGCUUGGACAUGUAUGGGAUCCAGAGCGAUUGGAGAGAAGAUACCUGCGUUGUCGGAGAGAAGACCACCUGGCAGAAAGUGCACUGUAUCUGCAAGAACCCAGGGCGGGCCAAGCGGCAGCUGGACGCAAUGAAACUAGCCAACCUUCACCUGCGUACCCACUAUUUGACGGCCAGGGUGAUCGUGGUCCCUAACCCUGUGGAUCUACGAUUAGAGAGGAGACCUCAGGUGACCCUAAGGGAGGUCUCCCCUCGGAAGCAUCCAUGGACACCAGCAGCAAGUGAACACUGGGAAGAACGACUAGCAAAGUGGCACGCUCAUGAAACUGACGACGCACGCUCCCAGGAGCCUGAAAAGCUUCCACCUACUGGGAGAAGUCCUGGACUUCCCAAGGCUUCUGUCAAGGCCACGUCUAAAAGACGGCCCCAGCCCAAGCGAGCAGAAAGCAAGGUCUCCCGCAACCAAAGAGAAAAUAAAAACGCCAAUAACCCAAACAUUGAAGACAAUCAAAGUGUUUCUUCUGGAGAGCACCCUCCCCAGCCCGGUGCUACACCCCUCAAAGAGAAGACCAGGAUCGUUCUGCCAUGGUGUUGCGUUUAUGUCGCGUGGCUCUUGGUUUUUGUCACUUGUAGCAUAUCCUCAUUCUUUAUUGUAUUUUACGGACUGACUUACGGCUACGAAAAGUCAAUAGAAUGGCUGUUUGCAUCAUUUUGUUGCUUCUUGCAGUCAGUUCUUCUGGUGCAAACAUCUAAAAUUAUAUUCGUGUCAGGCUACAGAACAAGUAAGCCCAAGUAUUGUAAAAACCUUCCGUGGGUCGGCAACUGUCGCUACAGUGAGAUCAAGCUGCAGAGCGUCGCGAAGAACCCAGAGGAAAUGCGCAGGCGCCAGCAGCACAUCGCCCAGCUCCGAAGCUCGAGGAUGUACCAGCCCCUCACUGAAGACGAAAUCACGAUAUUCAAAAGAAAGAAGAGGCUCAAGAGAAGAGCUUUCCUGUUCCUGAGCUACAUCCUCACUCACUUCAUGUUUCUGGCCCUCCUGUUGAGCCUGGUCACCCUCCUAUGCCACACCGAUGGCUUUUACUAUAAUCAGUUUAUUCGUGACCAGUUCUCUGUGGAUCUGGCGUCGGUGACCAAGCUGGAAGACAUCUUUCGGUGGCUGAACAGCAUUCUGUUGCCUCUUCUCCACAACGACCUGCGUCCCACCUUUCUCCCUGACAGCGCCUCUAAAAUCCUUGGCCUGCCACUGAUGAGGCAGGUGAGGGCGCAACCUGGAGAGAAAACCUGUCUGCCUGCCAAAAACUUCACGCAGGACAGCCUCAAAAGAGAGAUUCACUGUCACCCCGAAUACGGCACUGACCCAGAAGACACAAAAAGCUACUCCGGGUUGUGGAAUAGAGUUAGUAAGCGGGCUCUAGACAAGACUACGAAAGGAUUUACUUACAAGCCUCGAGAAAAGAGAUGGGUGUACUAUUCCUAUGGGCUAUUGCAUACCUACGGGUCAGGAGGAUACGCGUUCUAUUUUUUUCCGGAAGAGCAGCAGUUUAAUUCCACACUGAGGCUUAGCGAACUCCAGGGAAGCCAUUGGCUGGAUGAGAAGACAUGGGCUGUGAUUUUGGAACUAACAACUUUUAAUCCAGACAUCACUCUCUUCUGCAGCAUCUCGGUCAUCUUUGAGGUCUCUCAGUUAGGAGUUGUGAACACUAGCCUGUCUGCGCACUCCUUCUCGCUUGCCGAUUUCAACAGAAAAACUUCAGCAGAAAUCUACUUGUACGUGGCCAUCCUCAUUUUUUUUUUCGCCUACGUCGUCGAUGAGGUCUACAUCAUCACACAAGAAAGGUCCGCCUACGUGAAAAGUGUAUAUAAUUUGCUCAACUUUGCUUUAAAAUGCAUCUUUACUGUGUUGAUCGUGCUCUUUUUCAGGAAACACUUCUUGGCCGUCGGUAUAAUUCGGUUUUACCUGUCGAACUCUGAGGAUUUCAUUCCCUUUCAUGCAGUGUCUCAAGUAGAUCACGCCAUGAGGGUGAUUUUAGGUUUCCUGUUGUUUCUGACAAUCCUGAAGACCCUCAGGUAUUCCAGGUUCUUUUACAGUGUGCGUCUCGCACAGAGGGCCAUCCAAACUGCCCUUCCCGGCAUCUGCCACGUGGCACUACUGGUGUUCGUGUAUUUCUUUGUCUACAUGACUUUUGGUUACCUGGUAUUCGGGCAGCACGAAUGGAACUACAGUGAUAUGAUUCAUGCCACGCAGACAAUAUUCUCCUACUGCGUUUCAGCUUUUCAGAACACGGAAUUUUCCAAUAACCGGGUUCUCGGGGUCCUGUUUCUCUCAUCUUUUAUGCUGGUGAUGAUCUGCAUAUUGAUCAACUUAUUUCAGGCGGUGAUUUUGUCUGCCUACGAGGAAAUGAAACAGCCUGUGUAUGAGGAGCCCUCAGAAGAAGCGGAAGCAAUGACCUACCUGUGUCACAGACUAAGAACUGCAUUUGGCUUUCUGUCCUUCAAAUCCAAGGCAGAAGACCAACCCAAGUUCUUUGUCAACAUGCUGUACGGGCAGCCAGAGAAGAACAACAGCCGGUAUCUGGGGCUGAAGACCAGAAACAUUAAUGGGAAGAAAAUGGUUUAUCUCGUUGUGUGAUCCAUGACAGUUUCAAGAUCCACAGGCCAGCUUCUCUCAAAUGCUCAGAUUCUGGGAUUAAGGAACGUUUAGUGGCUCAGUUGUGCUUUCUACCCGUGUCCUUCACAAUGCACACCCCUUACGUUUGGAAGUAUCCGCAGUCUUGGCCUCCCCUUAGGAACUUGAAAGGAGGGUGUCAGAGUGCAGUGCAGCCUCUACAGAGAGAGGACGAUGACAGCCUGUGAGUCCUGGGUUGAUUUCCCUCUUCCUGGGAAGUUGGUGUCUUUGGAAUCUGCAGUUUAGAAGGUUAGAGACCCAGAUUUGGGGUAGGGAACUAAAAGUCCCCCUCAACCUCACCCCACCUUGCCAGAAGCAGCAGGAAAAUUCUGCUGCUUCUGUGCCCCACUCCCUGGGGCUGGGAGGCCAGCGCUUGCGGUUCAGUGCCUUGGCCCCGCUGGCUGUUCCCUUUGCACACAGGGCUGCAGGGCCUCCCCCACCCUCUCUACCUCCGCCGCCCACACUCCAGCUGGGCCAGGGCCUUGUGAUGAGUCUCAGGAGUUGCCCUUGUGCCUGGGAAUGCAGGGGUGUGGACCUGGGGGUCAGAAGUCUGAAGCUUCCCAUCUGCUUCUUAAGGCCACUGCAAGUGAAAGAUGUAAAGUGUAGUAACAUUUUCUGGCCAUGAGACGUGACUUUUAUUAAACAGCAGGAAGGUGUGUGUGGGUGUGGGUUCACAUUGAAAGAUAGUAAAUAUUCUAUAUAAUGUAUAUAGCAAUAUAUACAUCCAGGAUUUGGGGUUCGGGUUAUUGAUGGCCUGGUGGAUUGUUUAGAAAACAUUGUUUAAGAAAAAUGGGCUAGCAGCUGUUGGAUUUUCACUCAGAAGCAUGUUCAUUUAUGUAGAUGCCACUUUAAGCCUGAUCAGAA